CACAGCAAAAGAAUUGAGUGAAAACUCAACAGAAGAAGAAACCAAUCAUUGAUUUCAACUCUCAAACCAUCAUACUAUAAGCCCUUACAUAAUGGAAGGCAAGAAACCUUAUUUAGCUGUUGUGAUCAUACACAUAUUGUACACUGGCAUGUUCUUGCUUUCCAAGGCCGCAUUAGAUGGUGGUAUGAGUACAUAUGUGUUCGUCUUCUACAGACAAGCUACUGCAACAAUCUUCUUAGCUCCCAUAGCUUUCUUCCUCGAAUGGAAAACUGCACCACCACUAUCUUUUGGGACAUUUAUCAAGAUUUUUAUGCUUUCCCUAUUUGGGAUCACAAUGAGCUUGGAUGUCAAUACUCUGGCUCUUAAGUACACAUCUGCAUCACUGGCUGCUGCAACUACGAAUACACUUCCAGUUAUUACUUUUUUCCUCGCACUUCUAUGCAGAAUGGAAAGUGUAAAGCUGAAGACUAUUCCUGGAAUUGUUAAAGUUGCUGGAAUAGCAAUUUGCUUAGGAGGAGCAGCAACCAUUGCCUUCUUUAAGGGCCCUUACUUGAGAUUAUUGGUCCACCACCACUUAUUCAAUAGCCACAGCCAGGAAAACCAGGGACAAGUCCCUUCUAGCACCACCUGGAUAAAGGGCGUAUUUCUGAUGGUUCUUUCCAAUGUAUUUUGGAGCAUGUGGCUUGUAUUUCAGGGCCUAAUUCUGAAAAGCUACCCUUCAAAGCUUCUCUGCACAGCCCUUCAAUGCUUCCUCAGCACCAUUCAGUCAUUCAUUAUCGCUAUCGCUUUGGUAAGAGAUCCAAAUGAAUGGAAGCUUGGAUGGAAUGUCAGACUGAUAUCCGUUGCAUACUGUGGAAUUGUGGUUACUGGGGUAACCUUUUACUUGCAAGCUUGGGUCAUUGAGAAGAAAGGGCCAGUAUUUCUGGCCGUUACAACUCCACUGGUGCUGGUAUUUACAAUUUGUUCCUCAGCAGUCCUCUUGGGGGAGAUUAUCAGCUUAGGAAGUGUUCUUGGAGGAUUAUUGCUGGUUCUUGGGCUUUACUGCGUGUUAUGGGGAAAGACUAAGGAGCAAAGGAAGGAAAAUGAGAAUUGGGCUUCAGAUUCCACACAAAAACCAUAUACUACAGCAAAGGAUGAAAGGCCACAGGGAACCACUCCCAAUCAAUUGUAUGCUGAGAAUCCUUGCUCCUGGGUUUGAUUGCAGUUUGCAAGGCCAAUCAUAGUACGAAUUGGUUACGGCUGAGAAGACAAGUCAACUUACUCCAGAGCAAGUUCUUGCCAAAGAAAUAUAAAAAUUUUUCCAGAGGAUAUUCUUGCUUUAUAGGAGAUUAAUUAUUUGUAUACCUCGAACAAUUAUUUUCAAGGGUUAGUAGCCUGG
Molecule: messenger RNA, 1378 nt
Organism: Coffea eugenioides
Lineage: Eukaryota; Viridiplantae; Streptophyta; Magnoliopsida; Gentianales; Rubiaceae
Product: WAT1-related protein At5g64700-like
Exons: 7
Coding region: 92-1198 (368 amino acids)
Cellular component (GO): plasma membrane
Molecular function (GO): transmembrane transporter activity
Source: RefSeq, a predicted model, not a curated record